Belonocnema kinseyi is the source of this 711-nucleotide messenger RNA. RefSeq lists its product as uncharacterized. Lineage: Eukaryota; Metazoa; Arthropoda; Insecta; Hymenoptera; Cynipidae. The record is from RefSeq and is a predicted model, not a curated record. The transcript has 2 exons. Bases 1 to 711 code for a protein of 236 amino acids.
AUGGCAAUUCUGUGUAUCAAUUCCCAGCAGAGCGAAGAGAGCAGUCAAGUCCGUCAAGUCAGUCAAGUCCGUCAAGUCAGCAAAGUCAGUCAAGUUAGUCAAGUCAGUCAAAUCAGCCAAGUCAGUCAAGUCAGUCAAGUCAGUCAAGUCAGUCAAGUCAGUCAAGUCAGUCAAGUCAGUCAAGUCAGUCAAGUCAGUCAAGUCAGUCAAGUCAGUCAAGUCAGUCAAGUCAGUCAAGUCAGUCAAGUCAGUCAAGUCAGUCAAGUCAGUCAAGUCAGUCAAGUCAGUCAAGUCAGUCAAGUCAGUCAAGUCAGUCAAGUCAGUCAAGUCAGUCAAGUCAGUCAAGUCAGUCAAGACAGUCAAGUCAGUCAAGUCAGUCAAGUCAGUCAAGUCAGUCAAGUCAGUCAAGUCAGUCAAGUCAGUCAAGUCAGUCAAGUCAGUCAAGUCAGUCAAGUCAGUCAAGUCCGCCAAGUCAGCAAAGUCAGUCAAGUUAGUCAAGUCAGUCAAAUCAGCCAAGUCAGUCAAGUCAGUCAAGUCAGCCAAGUCAGCCAAGUCAGUCAAGUCAGUCAAGCCAGUCAAGCCAGUCAAGUCAGUCAAGUCAGUCAAGUCAGUCAAGUCAGUCAAGUCAGUCAAGUCAGUCAAGUCAGUCAGUCAGUCAUCAACGAAAGUAUUAAAGUAGCGCUUUGGUUUCUGAAAGAUAGACUUGACUGA